Messenger RNA from Mya arenaria, 1053 nucleotides. RefSeq names its product neuropeptide receptor 15-like. Lineage: Eukaryota; Metazoa; Mollusca; Bivalvia; Myida; Myidae. Gene Ontology annotation, cellular component: plasma membrane. Bases 46 to 1053 code for a protein of 335 amino acids. The record is from RefSeq and is a predicted model, not a curated record. Gene Ontology annotation, molecular function: G protein-coupled receptor activity. Gene Ontology annotation, biological process: G protein-coupled receptor signaling pathway. The transcript is spliced from 2 exons.
GUUAUCUACCUUACCAUUCUUUUCUUUGUCGUCGGCGUCAUUGGAAUGAUGGGAAACUUACUUGUAAUCUUUGCGGUUGUAUGCAGCCGGAAAAUGCGCAACUCCAUGACCAACCUUCUGAUAACCAACCUUGCGUGUGCGGAUCUACUCAUCAUGGCGCUAGGGGUGCCGGAAAUUGUUCAAUUCAUGAUGAACCGUGGUUGGACCUUUAGCGCUCUCACUUGUCGCCUCAACCGCUUUGUGUUGGUUUCAUGUCUAUAUGGCUCCGUUUUAACACUGAUUUCGCUCUGCGUCGAAAGGUAUAUAGCGAUCAUCCAUCCAAUCAAAGCUCACAUCCUGUGUAACCGGCGAAGGAUUGUCGUGGUCCUUGGCUGUAUCUGGCCGUUCGCGUUCCUGGCCGGCCUUCCUACUCUUCUCUUCAACACUGUGCUGUCAGGCCACCCACACACGCCACACGAACGUUUGCGAUACUGUGUGAUCAUGUUCCCAGUUCACCCAAACCUCUAUUAUAUGGUCUACAAGUUUGUAGAAUCGCUGUUGUUUUAUUUUCUCCCGCUUACAGUUCAGUUGACAAUGUAUGCCUUCGUCAGCAGGCAUUUGUUCGUUGGAACCGACCGCCUACAUAGAACAUACACCGUGAGAGAUCGCAACGGAACAUCAAUGGAGCGUUAUUCAGAAGCCAUCCAAGCGCGCAAAGGCGUCGUUAAAAUGCUUAUUGCAAGCGUUGUUGUUUAUUUCUUGAGUUAUUCACCAAAUCAAGUUCUUCUCAUAUGGAAUAUAGCGCGACCAAAGUCCUUCCACGAAAACUGGUCAUUCCACGUCUUUACAAUGAUCGUAGCCUACAUCAAUUCUGCAGCCAAUCCAGUAUUAUACAGUAUAUUCAGCCAGAACUUCCGAGAAUGUUUCCAGGAUAUGUUGUGCCGGUGUUGUCCAAAGCGCCCGGAACGAAGGUCUGUACGAACAGGAAGUACUCCAAGUACUUAUAACACAUACAGCACAACGUCACGUUAUUGGCGUCACACUUCCUUAGCGUCGGCAGUCACAGACGUUUAG